AUGAAGGUGCUCGAUAGCACUGGCAGAAGUGCUAGAGUUAGAUCCGGAAACACAGCAGCAGACUAUCACUCCCCGACCACUCAAAGCAAGAAUCGAUCUCUCACCAACGAUCUCAACAAUAUGAACAUGAACAUCAGCCAAGGUAGUCAAGGUAACCAGCGCAGUGGUGGCAGCAACAAUCCGAAGGGUAGCUCCGCAAGCAAUCUGCCCCAAGGUUCCCAACACGGCAGAGACAGCAUGGGCUCGAAUAAGCAAAACCCUGGGAAUGUUCAAGCUCGUUCAUCAUUCUCUGGCCGCCUAGAUCCCAAGGUCCCACCCUUCCAGUCCAACAGCCAGAACCAAGGUCAAGGUCAAUAUACGCCUUAUUUGAGCCAACACGACCCAAUCAGCCAAGUCCAACGACAAUCUACAAUGAUGGCUCAACAGCUCGAAAUUAUCAAUGAAGCUUCCACUCGGUACCAGGCCAAGAUCUCCGACCUCAUUAAGAAGAUUGAUAGGAGCGAUGGCAUAAACACCGAGAUGCAGGCGACAUUAGUUCGGGACGUGCGCGACCUUGGUCUGGAGUAUGGCCAACAACAAGUACAACUGCAGGCACACUUCAAUAAAGUUGUCUUUGAGAGAGACAUGAAUCUCAAUCAGCUCAACAUCAUGUCCGCCAACCUCACCAGAGCAUAUGCUGAUCGCGAUCAAUUCGGAGAGGAGAGAGAAAAAAUGCGCCGUUCCUCGGAGCAAUCGUCGUUGGAGUACCAGAAGAGUAUCGAUAGGCUCAAUGAGCUUGUAAACCACUGGGCCAACAAGAAUGCUGCUGCUCUCAAAAAGAUUCAGCAGCAAGAUGAGCAACUCGAAGGCAAGCGUGCUCUCUGGCUUCUUGUGAACCCUGGUGCCAGCCCCGAACGAGACGCCAUAGCUAGUGCUCUCGAGAAUACUGUCACUUCACCAGUUGUAGCUCAGCGAUCCUUCCACGGUCACCAGCUAAGGAGGGCCAGUGGUACCAUCAAGGCCACAGAUAAGCUGACUCCGCCUUCCACGACGCCGAAGAUUACUGGUCUCAUGGGUGACGGCUUUGGUUCUGCUGAGCUUCCUUCAAUGAGCUACAGGCUCCCAGAAAGUAGCGCUUCGAUUGGUCAAACCUACAGAACCGAUGGUCUUAUAGCACCGCGUCGCCGCCUUACAGCCAUGCCCUCCGGUCCUGCACCAAAAGAUCGCUGCCUUUUCCUUCCCGGGCCGUCAUUGACAUCGAAAAGAAUUACAACUCAUACUGGGGCAGAUUCCAUCACCUGGUCCCGAUCUAUGGCGACCCCUGCUCCUGCUUCCCCUACUGCUCCCUCUGCUGAACCCUCCACGUGUCCUGUUCAGAAUCUCUCCAGCAGUCUGGUCCUUCAUGUAAAUCCAAAGGACCCUUCAACGUUUUACCAGGAACAGUUUUCAGAGCUCUAUGCGAUGGUAGAGAACUGGGUCGGCUCGCAUUGUCAUUCUCCAAACCUUGAGAAUGACCAGGAGAUCGCCAGAAGCAACCAGGUCCUUUGGGCCUUUAUGAUGAAUUGCACAUACCCUGGCCAAAGGCAGGAUGCGCAUACCCAUACGAUGACCCUUUUGAAUGACACUGCCUCGAGACCUUGGUUCGUUAUGAGAAUGGCAGUGUCUUAUAUCGUUGAGGAGAUCUUGUCUCUUGCUCCCUACAAGUUGUUCAGCCAAGAUGUAGAUACCGCACUUGAGAAAGUCAAGACCAGAAUUGCAGAGCGAGGUCUGGCCAUUGAGGCUCGCCAAUCUCUCGUCGACCAGCGUGCAGCAAUCAUCCAGCGUGUCGUUAAAGGCCCGACCUGGGAUCUCUUCCGCAAAUCUCAACUUGCUACCCAUAGUAAGGCUCUUCGCGAGAUACUCGGCCCAAUGCUCGACAACAACUCCCUGCGUUCUGUCGCUGGAGGAGACCUAGGUGCUAUCAUUAUCAAGGCUUGGGAAAUCUCCGUGAGCAUCAAUUCUUCCAAGCUUACGUUUCAGGUGUACUUCCCGGAGACUGCCCAGAAGUUCAGUGCUGCUACUAUGAUUUCCAAGGACAAGCAUUACGUCGAUCCAAUGACUUUGCAGAUCAAGCAAGUCCGACUCAAGUUGGUCAUUACCCCCGUCGUCACUAUGCGUGAUGACAGAGGUACUACGAUCCGGGCAAAGAAUCUGCACAGAGCCAACGUCUUGACGAUGGCUUAG
Molecule: messenger RNA, 2202 nt
Organism: Drepanopeziza brunnea f. sp. 'multigermtubi' MB_m1
Lineage: Eukaryota; Fungi; Ascomycota; Leotiomycetes; Helotiales; Drepanopezizaceae
Source: RefSeq, a predicted model, not a curated record